CUUCUCUCACAUCUUCUCAUUGAACUACUAGAAAGCUCUUUCUCUCUCUGUUUCUGGCCUCUUCCCUGCAAGUUCUCAUUGCAUACUGAAACUUUAGAAAUCUCUCUCUCCCUCUCUAAUAAUGGAGGCCGACCCAACAUAUGGAUUUCCGUUGACUUUGCCUCUUCUGUUUGAAGAGAAGAAGAAUGGUCUGGGAAGCAGUGACAAGCUAGAGGAAGUAGAGUCAAACCAUCACCAUGAUGCCUCCACAAGCACCACCUCUUUCUUCAAAACCUGUUUCAAUGGACUAAAUGCCUUAUCAGGAGUUGGGAUAUUAUCAGUUCCUUAUGCACUGGCCUCAGGAGGGUGGCUAAGCUUGAUACUAUUCUUUACUCUUGCACUAGCAGCCUUUUACUCUGGCUUGCUCAUUAAAAGAUGCAUGGAUUUCGAUUCCAACAUUCGAACAUACCCCGACAUUGGAGAACGCGCUUUCGGAAACAAAGGAAGGAUUAUAAUAUCAGUCAUCAUGUACACAGAGCUCUACUUAGUCUCAGCAGGCUUCCUGAUUCUAGAAGGGGACAACUUGAGCAAUCUGUUUCCGGGGGUCGGGCUCGAGUUUUCGGGAUUAGCUAUUGAUGGGAAACAAUGCUUUGUGUUGAUUGUUGCCCUUGUUAUCUUACCAUCAGUUUGGUUGGAUAAUCUGAGCCUUCUUUCUUAUCUCUCAGCAAGUGGGGUUUUAGCCUCUGCUAUCAUUCUGGGAUCGAUUCUGUGGACCGGCGCUUUCGACGGAAUUGGAUUCCGCCAAGAGGGAACUCUGCUUAAUUGGAGCGGAAUCCCUACUGCUGUUAGUUUGUUUGCCUUUUGUUAUUGUGCACACCCAGUUUUCCCCACCCUCUACAGUUCCAUGAAGGAAAAACACCAAUUCUCCAAUGUCCUGCUUCUCUGUUUCCUCCUCUGCACUAUUAGCUACGCAUCAAUGGCAGUAUUCGGGUACUUAAUGUUCGGAUCCGGGGUUGAAUCACAGAUCACUUUGAACCUCCCAACAGCAAAGCUCAGCUCAAGAGUGGCAAUAUACACAACAUUGGUCAAUCCCAUAGCUAAAUAUGCUCUAAUGGUCACACCCAUAAUUGACGCUGUAAAAAAUGGAUGUCCGUGCCCCAUUAACAAACGACUCUUAAGUCUAUUGAUUGGCACAACCUUGGUCAUCAGCUCUGUCGUAGUAGCACUAUCCGUGCCAUUUUUCGCUUCCCUAAUGUCAUUGGUUGGGGCAUUUUUGAGCGUCGCAGCUUCAAUCAUACUUCCAUGUUUGUGUUACUUAAAGAUUUCUGGUGUUUACCGGAGAUUUGGAUUUGAAGUGGUGGUUCUAGUGGGGAUUAUAUUAAUGGGCGUUGCAGUUACUGUAUUUGGUACCUAUACGUCUGUAUUAGAGAUAAUAGGAAAUCUGAAAAUGUAAAAACUUAUAUUUUUUGGGAGGUUCAGAGAGCAUAUCAUUGGAUUUGCCUCUUUGGAUUUUUGUUUAGGAUAGUUUUUAUUGGAUUUGCCUCUUUGGAUUCUUGUUUAGGAUAGUUUUUAUUGACCACUGCUUGGGAGUUGUUGAACAAGUUAUGCUUAGCAUUUUGUGAGCGCCAACUGUAGCUCAUGUUAAUCAAUGUAUUUUUUUUUUUUAAAAUAAAAAUGAGUGUAAACAGUUUGUCC
Messenger RNA from Morus notabilis, 1674 nucleotides. Its product is annotated as amino acid transporter AVT1I. Gene Ontology annotation, cellular component: plasma membrane. The record is from RefSeq and is a predicted model, not a curated record. The transcript has 3 exons. Bases 122 to 1432 code for a protein of 436 amino acids. NCBI's taxonomy places the organism in Eukaryota, Viridiplantae, Streptophyta, Magnoliopsida, Rosales, Moraceae.